Lactuca saligna is the source of this 1623-nucleotide messenger RNA. The record is from the annotation of a GenBank genome assembly. NCBI's taxonomy places the organism in Eukaryota, Viridiplantae, Streptophyta, Magnoliopsida, Asterales, Asteraceae.
AUGUUGAAUGCUGCAUUGCUAUGUAAAAAUGGGAAUCUGAUCGCCUUGCUUGAAAACUGCAAAUCAUUGUGCCAAUUCAAAAAAUUGCAUUCCCUCAUCAUUACAUUCGGGCUUCCACUAACCCAAGAAGAUGCAUUCGUCUCAAGCUUUCUCUCUUUUGCAGCCACUCACUCCAAGAACAUGGAUUACGCCUACGCUAUUUUCCUUCAACUUCCAAACCCAACUAUCUUCAAUUGGAACACAAUCAUUAGGGGUUACUCGAAAAGCAAAAAUCCUAACAAAUCGAUAUCAGUUUUCGUUGACAUGCUGCGGAUGGGUAUAAACCCAGACCAUCUAACUUACCCGUUUCUAGCAAAAGCGGCGUCGCACUUGCAAGAGGUUCGGCUUGGCCUAUCGGUUCACGGACGUGUUAUAAGAGAUGGAUUUGAUGCUGAUAGGUUCGUUAAGAAUUCUUUGAUUCAUUUAUCUUCUUCUUUCAAGGAUCCAGGGUAUGCACGCAAGCUGUUCGACGAAAUGCCAAACAAGAACGUGGUUUCCUGGAACUCGAUGUUGGAUUGCUAUGUCAAGUGUAAGAAAGUAUUAAUGGCUCGGGAAGUGUUUGAUUUAAUGCCAGAGCGUGAUGUUGUAUCCUGGAGCUCCAUGAUUGAUGGGUAUGUCAAAGGUAGUGAGUACAGUGAAGCACUGGCUAUCUUCCAAAAGAUGCAUGGGUCUGGUAUCAAUGCAAAUGAGGUGACUAUGGUGAGUGUAUUGGGUGCUUGUGCUCAUUUAGGUGCACUUGAUCAAGGGAUCAUGAUGCAUCACUACAUUAUCAACAAGAAGAUAGCUUUAACUUUAGUGUUAAGAACAUCACUUGUAGAUAUGUAUGCCAAAUGUGGAGCAAUAGAGGAAGCACUAUCUGUAUUCCAUGGAGCAAUCAUGAAACAAACCGAUGUUUUAAUUUGGAAUGCAAUGAUUGGAGGGCUUGCAACACAUGGAUUUGUACACGAAUCACUUGAUAUGUUUAAAGAGAUGCAGAAGAACAAGAUCACACCAGAUGAGAUCACAUACUUGUGCAUACUAAGUGCUUGUGCUCAUGGAGGUUUAGUAAAUGAAGCUUGGUAUUAUUUCAAGUCUCUUACUCAAAAUGGUUUGAAUCCAAAAACCGAACAUUAUGCAUGCAUGAUGGAUGCAUUGGCUCGAGCUGGAAAACUUAAGGAAGCAUACACAUUCUUGUCUCAAAUGCCAAUGGAACCAACUGCUUCCAUGUUAGGGGCUUUGUUCAAUGGCUGCAUCAAUCAUAGGAAUCUUGAUCUUGCUGAAGUAGUGGGGAAGAAGCUUGUUGAAUUGGAACCAGAUCAUGAUGGUAGAUAUGUUGGUUUGUCAAAUGUUUAUGCAGUGAUCAAGAGGUGGGAUGAAGCAAGAACAAUGAGAGAAGUGAUGGAGAAGAGAGGAGUUAAGAAGUCUCCAGGAUGGAGCUUUGUGGAGAUACUUGGAUCACCUCACAGAUUCAUAGCUCAUGAUAAAACUCAUCCACAAUCUGAACAAAUCUAUAGCAUGUUGAGUUUUGUAGUAAAGCAGUUGAGUGAUAUAGAUUCUGAAAUGUUCUAUGAUUGCAUAUAUGUGAAUUGUAUACUCUUUGAUUAG